AUGGGGUCUCUAGAUCCAAAGGGCUGGAAUCCAAUGGGCAAUGCUGUUCCCAUUACCUGUUUCUCUGUCCUCUCUGUCUAUGAGAGGUUCCCAGAGGCAGCAGACACUGCUGUGAUGGCGCCUGCAGAGCCCUCUCCUAUUCCCCAUGCCUCUCAAGGGUCUGUCCCUCUCCGCUAUCUUCAGAUCUCAUCCUUCGCCAACAGCAGCUGGAUCCGCACAGAUGCUACAGUGUGGCUUGGGGAGCUGCAGACCCAUGCUUGGAAGAAUGACUCUGAUUCCCUCAGGUUUCUGAAACCUUGGUCCCAGGGCACAUUCUCUCAGCAGCAGUGGCAGAAUCUGCAACAUCUACUUCAAGUUUAUCGGAGAAGCUUCACCAGGGACAUGCUGGAAUUCUUCAAAAUGCUGCAAAUCGACUAUCCCUUUGAGAUCCAGAUGUCUGUUGGAUGUGAGGUGCACCCCAAUAGUUUCUCAGAAAGCUUCUUCCAUGUAGCACUUCAAGGAAGAGAUGCCGUGAGCUUCCAAGGAACCUGUUGGGUGCCAGCCCCAGAUACUCCACAGUGGAUGAACAAGGUCAUUGAAGUGCUCAACCAAGACCGGGGCACCAGGGAGACAGUGCAGUGGCUCCUCAACGACACCUGCCCAGAGUUUGUCAGGGGAGAACUUGAGAAGGGCAAAUCAGAGCUGGAGAAGCAAGUAAAACCAGUGGCUUGGCUAUCUCAUGGCCCCACUCCCGGUCCUGGUCGAAUGCUACUGGUAUGUCAUGUCUCAGGAUUCUACCCAAAGCCAGUGUGGGUGAUGUGGAUGCGUGGUGAGCAGCAGCAGCUGGACACUCAACAUGGAGAUAUCCUGCCCAAUGCAGAUGGGACAUGGUAUCUCCGAGUAUCAUUGGAUGUUGCAUCUGCGGAAGCAAUUGGCCUGACUUGCCAAAUUAAACACAGCAGCCUUGGAGACCAGGACAUCAUUCUCUACUGGGGUACGAAACACAUCUCUGUAGGCUUGAUCAUCUUGGUAAUACUGGUGCUAAUUCUGAUUGGUGGAGCUGUAUUCAUCUGUUUCAGGAGGACCCGCUUGGCCACCUCCUACCACUCCAUUCCACCCCCAGCCCUGCAAAUGAAAGAGCUGACAGAGGCACGAGCCAUAGGACUAGGCAUGGGAGUAUUUUACACAAAACCUUAA
This is a messenger RNA of Suncus etruscus (white-toothed pygmy shrew), 1176 nucleotides long. It is a transcript of the gene CD1D, whose product is annotated as CD1d molecule. The record is from RefSeq and is a predicted model, not a curated record. The coding region runs from base 1 to 1176 and encodes 391 amino acids. Gene Ontology annotation, molecular function: exogenous lipid antigen binding; lipopeptide binding; endogenous lipid antigen binding. The transcript has 6 exons. Lineage: Eukaryota; Metazoa; Chordata; Mammalia; Eulipotyphla; Soricidae. Gene Ontology annotation, cellular component: external side of plasma membrane. Gene Ontology annotation, biological process: positive regulation of T cell mediated cytotoxicity; antigen processing and presentation, endogenous lipid antigen via MHC class Ib; antigen processing and presentation, exogenous lipid antigen via MHC class Ib.